Messenger RNA from Empidonax traillii (willow flycatcher), 910 nucleotides. RefSeq names its product clavesin-1. The transcript has 3 exons. The record is from RefSeq and is a predicted model, not a curated record. Lineage: Eukaryota; Metazoa; Chordata; Aves; Passeriformes; Tyrannidae. Gene Ontology annotation, cellular component: membrane. Gene Ontology annotation, molecular function: phosphatidylinositol bisphosphate binding. Bases 407 to 805 code for a protein of 132 amino acids.
GCCCCGUGGAGCUGGCGCUCGCUCAUUCAGUUUUCUAGAGAGAUCUGAGCCGGAACCCGGGAGCCGGGAGAUCUUUCUCGCCCACCCAUCUCAGCAGCAAGGACAUCUACAGGGGGAAAAACCCACCCCACGCAGCCCUCCGCCGCCCCACGGCAGCUGCCGGCGCUGUGCAGUAAGUGAUGGAAUAAACAACACUUUCCUUUGGAUGGAUUAUCCUACAUGUGAACUGCCUGUUACUCUUCCUGCAAGAACAGGAAAAGCCCUUUGCUUUUGUUUGGUAAAUAUCAGCCUGAUGGGAAAAAGCAUCUGAAUGGCUCACACUCAUAGCGGACCAUCAGUUGAAUGGGAUCAGCACUUCUACUAAAGUAUCCGAAUUUAAGGAUUUGGAAAAGAGUUUUUUGCAGAGAUGACCCAUUUACAAGCUGGACUUAGUCCAGAGACUAUAGAGAAAGCCCGCCUGGAACUGAAUGAAAACCCAGACAUUUUGCAUCAGGAUAUCCAGCAAGUCAGGGACAUGAUUAUCACAAGGCCUGACAUCGGGUUUUUACGUACAGAUGAUGCCUUCAUCUUGAGAUUUCUCCGAGCCAGAAAGUUUCACCAAACUGAGGCCUUCAGACUGCUGGCUCAGUACUUCCAGUACCGCCAGUUAAACCUGGAAAUGUUCAAAAACUUCAAGGCCGACGAUCCAGGAAUCAAACGGGCUCUGACAGAUGGGUUCCCAGGAGUACUGGAAAAUCGCGACCACUGUGGCAGGAAGAUUCUUCUGCUUUUUGCAGCCAACUGGGAUCAGAGAACUCUUUCAUAGAUAUCCUUCGAGCUAUUCUACUUUCCUUAGAAGUGCUCAUCGAAGAUCAGGAGCUUCAGAUAAAUGGCUUCAUUCUAAUUAUAGACUGGAGCAACUUCUCUUUCA